CUCCUCUUGAUUGAUUCCCCUUGACUCGUUAACAUACUUGAAGAUCUUAUUUAUAUCUUUCUCUGUAUGUAUUUUAACGCUCUAAACCGGUUCUUCUGCUGUUGGAAUACUUGUUUCUCUAAAAAUGUAUUAUUACAAGUAGCCACAUGCUUACACCCACUGCGGGAGAGGCACUACCACUCGCUUAUUAUUAGGAAUAAAUCAAGAAACGGUUGGAUUUGACUGGACUGUUUUCAAAGUUCAAGAGUUGUUUAACACAGGAGACUUUGCCAGCAUGAACGGUGAACCGAGCGCUAGAGUCCGACCGGAGUGGAGGAGCAUGCGUGUGUCGGCUGAAUUUCUGAGAGCGUCUCAUAAGCUGACAUAGCAGGCAAGUUACUACUAUCCCUGCCUUGAAGAGUCAUGGUGUAGCCGCUGAAGUUCGGCAACACUGGAAGUUUAAUACUAGCAAAUUUAGUCACUGUGUUUGACAUACGAAGAGGACAUAUGAACUUUGACUCGACUCUCGGUGAAAAAGAAAAAGAAAAAGAAAAAAAAAACAAACCCAAAAACGCGUAAACUGAAUAACGAUAACUAAAUAACUACAAAGCGACUGUUCCACGCAUCGCCCUUGAGGAUAACACUUGGAUAUGGGAAUACUUGUUUCUGUUGCAUUCGUGGAAUGCAGCGUUUUCAAGCGAAACUGUCGUACGUGUUGGGAAAUCUCCGAACGGCACUCAAAGGAAACUUAGAGGUGAGAAAGUCCAGUGAAUAGAGGACUUAGAGGAGGAUCCACGUUUCUCACAGGCUUUUUCCAAGAUGUGACUAUGGAUGACUCAGACAGCCCCUUCUGUAAGCACAAGGAUCCCAAUGGAUUUGUGAACAGGGUAUUCAAUGUUUCCCUGGAUGUGGAGAAAGAAGUGGGUAUCAUGCAGAUCCAGGACCCUGACCAGAGGGAUCCCCCGGGGGCCCAUCCAAGCCUGGAGGAGAGGGAGAGGGAGAGGCAGAGGGAGAGGGAGAGAAUAGAGUCUGGCAGGAAGCCCAGAAAUACUGGAUUCUGGAGGAUUCUCACCCGGAGGAGAACCACUGCAGGGUGUGAGAGGCGACCUCACUCCAUGAUCCUCUCAGGAGAAGCAUCUAUCCCCAAAUUGUCCUUCGUGGACAAAGUCAGGUCUUUCAAGAAGCUCAAAUCCCCAUCUGUUUUCAAAGGGAGGACUUUCAAGCUGCAUGGGGCAAAAGGUGGUAAUAGAGGUGAACUGGAAGAUGAACCGUCAUCAUGGGACUGUUCCUCUCACGCAUACUUCCACAGAAACCCAUUCAGGAACAAAGCCAUGAGGCACUCGUAUGCUGGCAACGCUAAGGACUUUGACUGUUCAUUUGAGGACGUAGACCUCACCAGCCCAUCAGAAAAUGAACCCCAGCUGCACCGUGACGUCCAACAAUCCAGCAGUCAGAAUGGCUUUAAACCAUGGGAAGGAGAGUCCCCCACAAAGAAGGCUCACCCCAGCACCUCGAAUUGCAAUAACUCAGCUGGCCCUGAAGAACAGUCCCAGAGAGACUUCCCAAAGUCACCACAGGGCAAAAGGAAGUCACGCGGAGCUGAUGUCUGGAGUUAUCUAAGGAAAAUCUCCCUCAUGGGGAAAGGCGCUUCCAGCUUGUCAGAGAAGAGCUUUGACUCGGAAUUCCACACAUUGGACAAGACAAUUGAUUCAGAUUGUGCUUCCACUGACUUUGAGUGUGUCAGAGAUUUCAACCCUCAGCCUAAACCAGCAGUCCCUGACAGCAAAAGCGGCCAUUUUAGAGGCCUUUUUCGAAUUUUCAGCAGCGUGGCUGAGACAGCCAGGAAAUGGCGAAACUCGUCUCGGUCCUUCUCCCCUCCCGAGGGGGAGACAUCCCCUGUGGGUUCACCCGUCUCUCAGAGGGGGAAAAUUUUCCAGGGUGUACCUUUAAAUUCUAAACAUGAGGACAAAAGUGUGCUCCCCACUUCCUUGUCACCUGACUCAGGUUUAUGUGACGCUGUGUCAUGCGCUAGUCUGACUGAAACAGAUUCUCCCCAGGUGGUCCUUAAAUCAUGGAAAGUGUGCCUGGACUCCUCUGGUCCCAGUGGUCACCUGUUGGACUCCUCUGCUGGUGAGGAAACACCGCUGAGAUCACCUUGCACAGUCACAGCCUCCAUGAAAAGACAGAGCAGGCAUGGGAUUCCAGAGAGGAGGAUUCUCCUUGAUGUGGAAACUGGGUCAGACUGCAGCCCUGUGCAGGAAGCAGGAAGUGGAGGAAAUGAUGUGGAUUCCGACGAUGUCUCUGUCUCUUCUACUGCAAGGCACAGUCAGGGGAACCAGAGGAAUGUGGGAAAUAAAGAAGCCUCCACAGUUGCAGACACAUGCUCAGAGGCAGUUAAGGAUCUGGAGACUGGCUGUCGUUUAGAGAGAGCGGGUCCAGCUGACCUCAGUGGUGGCACAGUGUCGGCCACCCCCCCUAAAUGGCGGAAGCGCCGCCCGGCGUCCGUCUACACCUUGCUGUUGAGCCUGCAGUGCCCAACCCUUCAGGAGGGGGUGGUGUCUUCGGGGCAGGAUGGGGAAGAGUCACAUCUGUGGAAAUUGCGGGCUGGCCUCGGCGCUCAGCCCGGAUCGGUGACUGGAAGACCACUGGUGCGCAGGAGGCCCCAUUCUGUGAUAGAUGGAAGUGUUCCCGCUGAAACAGAACCUCUGCAUCCUCUCAGACCUGUCUCUCGUCCCCCUGGCCUGUCCCCACGGGACCCUCCUUUCAGAGCUACUCUGCAGAGGUGUCGAUCUCUCCCUCUGUCCCAGAGCAUUCCCUCCGGUCUGGAACAGACUGGAUUGAGACAUGCACUACUGCAGUCAGGAGACUCCGCACUGAAGCUCCAGUCAGAGACAUCCUGGCGAUGUGUUGGGCACAUGGGUACAACUCGGAGGAGGUUGCUUAGGCCUGGGUCCGAACAGCUGCACGUCAACAUGUUGAUUAGUGGAGGUUCAAUCGUCAACGCUGAGGCAGUAUGGGAUCACGUUACCAUGGCCGACCGAGAGUUGGCAUUUAAGGCAGGAGACGUCAUCAAAGUCCUGGAUGCUUCCAACAAGGACUGGUGGUGGGGACAAAUCGAUGAUGAAGAGGGAUGGUUUCCUGCCAGCUUUGUGAGGGUUGAACCACACCCUCCUCAACCUCAAACAAAACAGGUUUUCUAUAUCAACCCCAUAGCAACUCCUCGGUUCCAAAACACAGCUUCAAAGCUAUGGGUGAACCAGGAAGAUGGUGCCGCAGAGCCAGCAGAGGGCACCAGCGAGGUACAGAAUGGCCACCUGGACCCCAGCAAUGACUGCCUCUGUGUAGGCCGGCCACUCCAGAACCGGGACCAGAUGAGGGCCAACGUGAUCAAUGAAAUCAUGAGCACAGAGAGACAUUACAUCAAACAUUUGAAGGACAUCUGCGAGGGUUAUUUGAGGCAAUGCAGAAAGAGAAGAGACAUGUUUAAUGAUGAUCAAUUGAAAGUCAUAUUUGGAAAUAUUGAGGACAUCUACAGAUUUCAAAUGGGGUUUGUUCGAGACCUGGAGAAGCAGUACAACACUGAGGAACCUCAUCUCAGUGAAAUUGGACCUUGUUUCUUGGAACAUCAAGAUGGCUUCUGGAUCUACUCUGAGUACUGCAACAACCACCUGGACGCCUGCAUGGAGCUGUCCAAGCUGAUGAAGGACGGCCGCUACCAGCACUUCUUCGAGGCGUGCCGCCUCCUGCAGCAGAUGAUCGACAUCGCCAUCGACGGCUUCCUGCUGACACCCGUGCAGAAGAUCUGCAAGUACCCGCUUCAGCUGGCCGAGCUGCUGAAGUACACUGCCCAGGACCAUAGUGACUACCGCUACGUGGCUGCCGCCCUGGCUGUCAUGAGGAACGUCACGCAGCAGAUCAACGAGAGGAAGAGGAGACUGGAGAACAUAGACAAGAUCGCACAGUGGCAGGCUUCCGUCCUGGACUGGGAGGGGGAUGACAUUUUGGACAGGAGUUCAGAGCUGAUUUAUACCGGCGAGAUGUCAUGGAUCUACCAACCAUAUGGGAGGAGUCAACAGAGGGUCUUCUUCCUGUUUGACCACCAGAUGGUUCUGUGUAAAAAGGACUUGAUACGCAGAGACAUCCUGUACUACAAAGGCCGCAUCGACAUGGACAGGUAUGAGGUGGUGGAUGCCGACGAGGGCCGCGACGAGGACUUCAAUGUCAGCGUGAAGAACGCCUUCAAGCUGCACAACAAGGACACAGAGGAGGUCCACCUCUUCCUGGCUAAGAAGCUGGAGGAGAAAAUCAGGUGGCUCAGGGCUUUUCACGAAGAACGCAAAAUGGUGCAAGAAGAUGAAAAAAUUGGGUUUGAAAUUUCUGAAUAUCAGAAGCGACAGGCUGCCAUGACAGUCCGGAAAGUAACCAAACAGAAAGAUUCAUUUGUAGAUAUCAUCUUGAGAAAGAUGGACAAUUUAUAUGGACAUGGUGUAGGCCAAAGCAGGUCCAUGCCCCCUUCGUAUCCACCUCCCCAGGACCCCAUGAACCCAGGACAGUACUUGGUACAGGACAGUUCGGCACAAUCCCAGGUCUUUGAAUUUAACGAGCCCAGAAGGAGCCAGUCCCCCUUCUGGCAGAACUUCAGCAGGUUAACACCAUUUAAAAAAUAGAGGAAUUCUGACGUUUUUAAGAAGGAUCUACUUAUUUUUUUGAGAAGCACUAGACAACAAAUGACUUAAUGACCUAUUAAGAAAAAAAAA
Molecule: messenger RNA, 4736 nt
Organism: Megalops cyprinoides (Indo-Pacific tarpon)
Lineage: Eukaryota; Metazoa; Chordata; Actinopteri; Elopiformes; Megalopidae
Product: spermatogenesis-associated protein 13-like
Exons: 16
Coding region: 807-4646 (1279 amino acids)
Molecular function (GO): guanyl-nucleotide exchange factor activity; protein binding
Source: RefSeq, a predicted model, not a curated record